UCACAAGCACAAAUCUAUUUUAUGUCUGCAAACUACUUUUAUUGCAAUGCGGCACCAAUUUUUUCAUAAACUUCAAAGUGUUUGAGCGGCAUCUGAGCUUUGAAAAUAAACAGUAUUUUCACCUCAGCAAUUCAGCUUUAUUACUCAAGACAAAGUUAUGAAGCACCAUCAAUUUUCAUGAGACAGCUUCGUCUGCUUUUUUAGCAAAGCUAUUACCAGUUCCAAGCUAAUCUUAAGGAUUCGUUACUUGAUUGUUAUUUAGUUAAAGGGAUCGAUACUACAAUUUUACACCCGGUUCGGGAUGAUGGUCUUCUCAUACAGUAAUACCGGAUAAGGGUGCACCGUCUGUUCGUUACGCUAUCUAUUUUCGUCCGGAUAGUCAUGGGUCAUGAUUGGUUAGUUUUGAAGUGAGAAAUAUCAAAGUAUUAACUGGUUCCACUGGGCUGAUGGUUCGACCAAAUUGGAGGAAUAAUUACCGGUUUUGAUCUACACUGAAACGAAAGACUUUAUCACAGUCAGGCCUCUGGCCAAUUUCGCCUCAAAUAAAACUCAUUAUCUUGGGAAUGUGAAAAUGGAUCGGAGGAAUAUCUCCUCGCCCUACCCCAGGCGAAUUGUCCAGCUUCUCUUUCCCUGCUUAUUCCUCUUAACUGAAGCUAUUGUGAUGUGUGAUAACCAAUGGUCUCUGGAGAGUGUUGGCUGCAGGUGCUGCUCCUAUGGCCGAAGCCUCGAGGACAUUCUCACCAACACCCGAACUCCCCCAAAGGGUGCUUUUGAGCCAGGGAAUGGAACAGAGAAAAAUGGAAAAUGGAGACUGCCUGCUGUCAUCAAUGUCUCCAUCCACAUUGAAACUAUGCGCAACAUUGCUAGUCAAGUCACACUCGAUUUCUACAUCAUCCAAAAGUGGCGAGACACUCGACUGCUAAAAGCUGUCGGAAAUUUAUCCGAAAGUGUAAAGAUAAGUGGACUAGUACGACCAGAACCAAUUUGGUAUCCGGAUACUUACUUUCAACUUGUCCACUCGCUUAUCUACAGUGCCGAAGAACAGUCAGUUGAGUUUUUACCCACAGGAUAUGUUGAAUUCAUCCGCAAAGUACGUCUAGUUACUCCAUGCGCACCAAACGUGUUAAUUUUCCCUUUUGACAUCGCAACGUGUUCGCUACAGCUUUCGAGUUUUGGCAACAAUAUUGCAACUGUGCGCUAUAUCUGGGAUGUGGAGAGAACUAAAAAUGGGGUUUUCGUAGAUCCAAUCAACAACGAUGCUGACCAUAUUGGUUUUGACCUCCUACCGACUGAACAUCUGAGUGUGACAUGCGAAUAUGGCCCUGAUAAUUUUUCUUGCCUGAAAGCUCUGGUAUCUCUCAAACGCAAUUACUCCUCAUAUAUACUGCAAAUUUAUGUCCCCGCUCUGCUUCUGGUAAUUCUCAGCUGGCUAACUUUCUGGGUUAACAUCAAUGCAACACCUGCCAGAGCUAGUUUGAGCGUCACCACAGUUCUUUCAAUUCUAACUUUAGCGACCAGAAAUGCGAGUGACAACGAGAAGCACGUCAGUGGCAAAGUGACAGCUUUGGACAUUUAUGUGUACGUGUGUUUCGCGUUUGUGGUGACGGCUAUGCUUGAGUUCUCGCUCAGCGAUUUCGUGUCAGCGAAAUUUGCGGCUAAAGGCAGUGUAGAUGUGCUUGAGUGUCGACAGGGUUUUUACAAGACGAAGAUCAAGUUAUUGAUAAGCGAUGGCGAAAGCGUGAACAAGGUGGCUCGAAUCUUGGUGCCUUUGUCUUUUCUCUUGUUUAACAUCAUCUAUUGGCUGAUUCUUUGGAUUGCAAUCAAUAAUCAACAAUAGACGCAAACGGUACAAAAUAAAGAAAUUUGAAUUGUCAUGACAAGAAUCUUAUAAUGUUUUGCAAUUUUACAUGAGAUGUAGAUUAAACGAGUUUAUCUUUGCUAUUUGUAGCGAUAUUCUGUUAAGUAAGUUCUACGCAGAAGUCGAGUUUAUGAAUUUUUCUCUCAAUCAAUUAAACUAUCUCAACAUGAAAUUUAACAAGUUUGGUUUCAAUCACUUUAAAGAUAGAUUAGCGGCAAUUGAAACCUUUCAAAUACAA
Molecule: messenger RNA, 2096 nt
Organism: Symsagittifera roscoffensis
Lineage: Eukaryota; Metazoa; Xenacoelomorpha; Acoela; Convolutidae
Product: glycine receptor subunit alphaZ1-like
Exons: 7
Coding region: 572-1837 (421 amino acids)
Biological process (GO): monoatomic ion transmembrane transport; regulation of membrane potential; nervous system process
Cellular component (GO): synapse; neuron projection; plasma membrane
Molecular function (GO): transmembrane signaling receptor activity; extracellular ligand-gated monoatomic ion channel activity; neurotransmitter receptor activity
Source: RefSeq, a predicted model, not a curated record